UAGGGAAGGCAGAAAGUAGGUCAGGGACGGAGGUGCCUGUUUACCCGCGCCGGACUCACCGCCGCCGCCGCCGCGGGAUCCGAGUGCGGGCGCGGGUGCGGGCGCUCCCGGCGAGCCACGGUGGUGCUGGCUGGAGUGCAUGCUUUUGGACCCAUCCUUAACUUUUCAAAUGUGGAAUCUUAGGCCUUCAUUGGUUUUUGGAAGAAGUUGACUGCCUGGAAGGAAAUUACAAAACAUGAAAAUCUCUUUGAGGUGACCAGAAAAUCCAGCAGCCCCUUGCUCCUCCCAGCUGUAACUUCAGAUGAGAGAACGUGGGCCCAGAGGGAGGGAUUGACAGCUCCAGUCAUAGCCUGUGGAGCUCAGAGCCCUUGGUGGCCCACAGGGCACAGCCUCUUCAACUGGGUUUGGAGUUGGAGUCCCUUGUAAGAGCUUCCAAUGGCGGACCAGAGAAUGGACAUUUCCUCAACAAUCAGUGACUUCAUUUCCCCAGGCCCUACUGACCUGCUUUCCAGUUCCCUGGGCACCAGCAGUGUGGAUUGCAACCGCAAGCGGAAAGGCAGCACCACCGACUACCAACUUGAUGACUUUUCUUUUGAAGAAAGCAUGGACACAGACAAAGAUGACCCUCAUGGAAGGUUAGAAUACACAGAACACCAAGGAAGGAUAAAAAAUGCAAGAGAAGCUCACAGUCAAAUUGAAAAGAGGCGUCGGGAUAAAAUGAACAGUUUUAUUGAUGAGUUGGCUUCUUUGGUACCAACGUGCAACGCAAUGUCCAGGAAAUUAGAUAAACUGACUGUGCUAAGGAUGGCUGUUCAGCACAUGAAAACGUUAAGAGGUGCCACCAAUCCAUACACAGAAGCAAACUACAAACCAACCUUUCUGUCGGAUGAUGAGCUGAAACACCUCAUUCUCAGGGCAGCAGAUGGAUUUUUGUUUGUCGUAGGAUGUGACCGAGGGAAGAUACUCUUUGUCUCAGAGUCUGUCUUCAAGAUCCUCAACUAUAGCCAGAAUGAUCUGAUUGGUCAGAGUUUGUUUGACUAUCUGCAUCCUAAGGAUAUUGCCAAAGUCAAGGAGCAGCUCUCUUCUUCCGACACCGCGCCACGGGAGAGGCUCAUAGAUGCAAAAACUGGACUUCCAGUUAAAACAGAUAUAACCCCCGGGCCGUCUCGAUUAUGUUCUGGAGCACGACGUUCUUUCUUCUGUAGGAUGAAGUGUAACAGGCCUUCAGUAAAGGUUGAAGACAAGGACUUCCCCUCCACCUGCUCAAAGAAAAAAGCAGAUCGAAAAAGCUUCUGCACAAUCCACAGCACAGGCUAUUUGAAAAGCUGGCCACCCACAAAGAUGGGGCUGGAUGAAGACAAUGAACCAGACAACGAGGGGUGUAACCUCAGCUGCCUUGUCGCAAUUGGACGACUGCAUUCUCAUGUGGUUCCACAACCGGUGAAUGGGGAAAUCAGGGUGAAGUCUAUGGAGUAUGUCUCUCGGCACGCAAUAGAUGGGAAGUUUGUUUUUGUAGACCAGAGGGCAACAGCUAUUCUGGCAUAUUUACCACAAGAACUUCUAGGCACAUCAUGUUAUGAAUAUUUCCAUCAAGAUGACAUAGGACAUCUUGCAGAGUGUCAUAGGCAAGUUUUACAGACAAGAGAAAAGAUUACAACUAAUUGCUAUAAGUUUAAAAUCAAAGAUGGUUCUUUCAUUACACUACGAAGUCGAUGGUUCAGUUUCAUGAACCCUUGGACCAAGGAAGUAGAAUAUAUUGUCUCAACAAACACUGUUGUUUUAGCCAACGUCCUGGAAGGCGGGGACCCAACCUUCCCACAGCUCACAGCGUCCCCCCACAGCAUGGACAGCAUGCUGCCCUCUGGAGAAGGUGGCCCCAAGAGGACCCAUCCCACUGUUCCAGGGAUUCCAGGGGGAACCAGGGCUGGGGCAGGAAAAAUAGGUCGAAUGAUUGCUGAGGAAAUCAUGGAAAUCCACAGGAUAAGAGGGUCAUCACCUUCCAGCUGUGGCUCAAGCCCACUGAACAUCACAAGUACUCCUCCCCCUGAUGCCUCCUCUCCAGGAGGCAAGAAGAACAUGCAUCUGUGUGAGGCUGGCUACAAAGCAUGUUGGUGGAGCUAGGGAGGCUUGCUGACAUCCUCAAGAGGAUUUUAUUCCAUGUGAAUGCCGGAAGGCAGAAGGAACAUUCUAAGGAAAGGGGAGCUGUCGGUCCGUUUCACUGAGGCAGCAAUUCAAGAGUUUCCAUGAGGGAAGGAUUAGUAAGUACCUCACUCAGAAAAGUAUCUCAUUAUUUGCCAGGAGUUUUCAAGGGAGAGAGUACCAUUAGUGUCCAGGGAAGGCACUGGAAACAGUACUUUGGAAGUCAAUUUAGGCUUUACAUUUAAAUACUAGGGAUCUCUCUGUCUCUUGGGUAUCCUCUGAGGUUACAGCAUUGGGCAGUUUGUCAGUCACCAACCCUCAUGAAGAUCUGGCUAGAUGAUGCUACAAAGAAGUUUAGAAAGCACUCAUCAGUUUUCAUCUUUGCCAAGAAUUUACAACAUAGGCCAUACUGUUUUAAAUAGUAUGAGUCCUAAGUCUAUGAAUAGUGCCAGAGGUUAGGGCAGCACAGGAGCCAGCAUCUUUGGAUACAAAGUUUUCUUCGUAUCUCCUAAAACACAUACAAGAGAAAGAGAAUUGGAAUUUACACAGAUGGGACUCCUAGGUUACAAACUAUUAGCAAAAGCAAGGUAGAGGCUUUCAAAAUUGGGCUCUUCAGAAGGUCAGGAUACCAAGAGAUAUGAGGCUCUUAGGUGGUAAGGUUACAGAGGUUGUUAAUAAAGACUGAGGAUAAGGACAGGACUCCUGAUUCUACCAAAGCAGCUUUUCUUCUAUUUUAUAUAUGAAUCUGAAGCAAAAUUUUCCAUUUGAAAAAGAUUUUUGCUGCCUCCCAAAGUUGAAAAGUCAGAACAGUCAAAAUAAGGUUGACUAAGCUUAUGAAGCCUGGCUUUGCCACGUGACAUGUACUUUUAAACUUGUAUUUUCCAUAUAUUGGAGCUGAUACUGGUCAGGACAGUCAGCAUCUUUGUACAUGAAGUUCUGUUAAGAGAGAAUAUGUGAAUGUGCCUCCCUUGAGAAUGACUAAGAAAACAUCACCAAUACAUGAAAUCUAGGUUUGGUACCCCCAUCUACUGUUUGCCAGUUAGGCACUUAGCUCUGUUCUUCUGUUAUACUUCUAAGUCCUUCCUCCAUAUCUCCUUAAGACUGGUCUCCCUGUCUCUGCUCUCAUUUCAACUUUUAGGUACCUGCCUUACAUAUUACUACGCAUUCUACUACUCAGAUUUGAAAAGUUAUUACUCCAGUGUGUUCUUAAAUAUUACUUAAGAGAAUUUCAUACAUACCUUGUCAUCUUAGUCUUACAACUUUACAGAUGACAACAUUCAAGCUCCCAAGAAUUUGUUUAAUAAGUAGAACCCUAAAUUACAAUCCAGGUCUUGUGCCACAGUCCCAAGUAUUUUUGAAGCAUUUAUGAAAUUCUCUUUCCUCUUCUUUGGGCUUAUAAAAAUGGGUCUGGGAGAAGAAAUUUUGAUUCUGUUCUCUCAAGAGAUGAGUCCUUAGCAGCAGGACUUACAAGAAAAGCAGCCCAAACAAGAUGGUGUUUAAAAUGACAGUGGAAUUAAAACUGCAGUGGAACACAGAGUAAAGGUGGCUCUUCCCAGUCACUUUGUUUUGUCAUUUAGCCUGAAGUUGUUUCAAUCAGGAUCAAACUAAAAAGGGGAGACUAAAGAAGCAUCUAUAGAACCCAGGAGAGUAAGAACAUCCAGGGGUGCUAAGGCAAAUUCAAAGAAAGCAGCAGUUCCACAAAUGUCAAAAGUCACCAGUAGUCAUUUAGGGAUCUCCAAGACUCUCUCAAGGAUUGGUGAGGUCAGUACUAUUUCCAUAACAAUGCCAAAACGUUACCCUUUAUUUUCACUGUUGAUACGUGCACUGAUAGUGCCAAAGCAAUGGAUGAAGCUGCUGAUGCUUCUGCAAAAACCCAAGCAGUGGCACCAAACUGCUAGAAGUCAUUGCAUUCACCACCACACUCUUGAAAUAAAAAGUAAUUAUCAGGUGGUAGAGAGCCUGCUUAGCAAGCAUGAGGCCUUGAG
Castor canadensis (American beaver) is the source of this 4124-nucleotide messenger RNA. Lineage: Eukaryota; Metazoa; Chordata; Mammalia; Rodentia; Castoridae. The record is from RefSeq and is a predicted model, not a curated record.